Molecule: messenger RNA, 2361 nt
Organism: Mucor mucedo
Lineage: Eukaryota; Fungi; Mucoromycota; Mucoromycetes; Mucorales; Mucoraceae
Product: P-loop containing nucleoside triphosphate hydrolase protein
Exons: 8
Coding region: 58-2361 (767 amino acids)
Biological process (GO): mRNA splicing, via spliceosome
Cellular component (GO): catalytic step 2 spliceosome
Molecular function (GO): RNA binding; ATP binding; RNA helicase activity
Source: RefSeq, a predicted model, not a curated record
UUUAUUUUGUAGGAUACACGCAGACGAAAAUUUUAAACAGUUGCUCUUCUUUCAACCAUGUCUAGUUACGAUCGCUCACCUACACGAAACUCUGAUAAAUACAGUCGCAACGACCGAGGCAAUGAUAGAGGUUACGACCGUAGAGAUUACCGCCGUUCCGAUGAUUACAACAGAGAUAGCCGAUCCAGAAGAGAUCGCGAUGAUCGAGACGAUCUGCGUCGCCGCGAGUACAGCCGACCCGAAGUUAGAGAAGAAGACACACCCAUGGCACCACCACCACCACCAGCACCAGCACCUAAAAAAAGAGUUCCUAUUUCCAUUGAAGAACUGAUUCAAAAAAAGGAACAGGAGAAAAAAGCAACAGAAAAGCCUGUAUUUUUAACAAAGGAACAACGUGCAAAAUUAGCCUUAGAAAAACGUCAAUUAGAGGUCGAGGAACAGAGACAACGACAGCUGGAAGAACGAAAAGCUCGAGAGAAUUUUGAUCAUGCAGCUGAGGACGAGUAUAGAAAAACACAAGAUACUCGUUCUUCGCGUUACGAUAGUCGUGAUAAUAAUAGACGUGAUUACAAUAAGCGAGACCGCCGUAGCAGAGAUAUUGAUGAAGCAGCUAUGGCUGAAGAAGAAGACGCUGCCCUGACUGAGAAAGAAAAGCAAGCAAUCCGAGAACGGUAUUUCGGUGGAGAGCGUAAGAAGAGAAAGAUUCGUAGAAUGAAUGAACGUAAAUUUGUGUUUGAUUGGGAUGCAGGAGAAGACACAUCGUACGAUUUCAAUCCGUUAUACGCAAACAAGCACAAUGCCCAAAUGUUUGGUCGUGGACAUAUGGCUGGUAUCGAUAGUAAAGAGCAAAAGAAACACCAAUCUGAAUUUUACGAUCGACUUUUGAAGGAACGUAGAACUACCACCGAAGUCGACAGAGCCAGUGAAUUAAAUCAAAUGUCAAUCAACAAGGAAGCAAAGACCAAAUUCGAUGAACGUCAUUGGUCAGAGAAGCCUUUGAAUCAAAUGAAGGAAAGAGAUUGGCGUAUCUUUAAAGAAGAUUUCAAUAUCUCUACCAAAGGUGGACAAAUCCCACAUCCUAUUCGUUCUUGGGCCGAAUCUGGAUUACCCGAGAAAAUGCUUAAGGUCAUUGAUCAAGUCGGAUACAAGGAGCCCACACCUAUUCAACGUCAAGCCAUUCCCAUUGGUAUUCAAAACAGAGAUAUUAUUGGUAUUGCUGAAACAGGUUCUGGUAAAACUGCUUCAUUUGUCAUUCCUUUGCUCACUUAUAUCUCGGACUUGCCUAAAAUCACCCAAGAGAAUAUGGCAGAAGGUCCUUAUGCUUUGAUCAUGGCUCCUACUCGUGAAUUAGCACAACAAAUUGAGGAAGAAACCAUCAAAUUUGCUACGCCCAUGGGGUUCACUUGUGUUUCCAUUGUCGGUGGUCACGCUAUUGAAGAACAAGCCUAUAAUUUACGUAACGGUGCCGAGAUCAUUAUUGCCACACCCGGUCGUUUGAAGGAUUGUUUGGAUCGUCGUAUUCUUGUUUUAAACCAAUGUACCUACGUCGUUAUGGAUGAAGCCGAUCGUAUGAUUGAUAUGGGUAUGGAAGCCGAUGUGAAUUUCAUUUUGGAUGCUUUACCAGCUUCCAACAUGAAACCCGAAGAUGAAAACAGUAUGCCUAUUGAACCUCCUGCUGGCUACAAGUACAGACAAACCACCAUGUUUUCCGCUACAAUGCCUACCGCCGUUGAGCGUUUGGCUAAAAAGUACUUGCGUAGAGAAGCUGUGGUCACAAUUGGUAUGGCUGGUCAAGCUGUUGAGUCUGUUGAGCAACGUGUAGAAAUGAUUAACGAUGAGGCUAAAAAGACUAACCGUCUUAUUGAGAUUCUCAAUUCUGGCAAGUUCGCUCCUCCUAUGAUUAUUUUUGUCAACCAAAGACGUGGUGUGGAUACUUUGUCCAAGACCUUGAACAGAUUGGGUCAUAACACUGUGACGCUCCAUGGUGGUAAAUCUCAGGAACAAAGAGAAUUGGCCCUUGCACAAUUAAAGAAUGGUACUGCUGGUGUGUUAGUGGCUACCGAUGUAGCUGGUCGUGGUAUUGAUGUCAAGAACGUAUCCUUGGUUAUCAAUUAUGACAUGGCCAAGAACAUUGAAGAUUACACCCAUCGUAUUGGUCGUACUGGUCGUGCAGGUAAUUCUGGUGUGGCCAUCACUUUCUUAUCAAACAAGGAUGCCGAUGUAAUGUAUGAUCUUCGUCAAAUGCUUGCAAAGUCCUCGCUUUCCAAGGUACCCCAUGAAUUAGCUAGUCAUCCUGACGCUCAAGGAAAACCAGGUGCUGUCAAAACUAAAAAGAAGCAUGAAGAAACCCUAUUCCAAUAA